Messenger RNA from Aspergillus brunneoviolaceus CBS 621.78, 1218 nucleotides. RefSeq lists its product as uncharacterized. The record is from RefSeq and is a predicted model, not a curated record. Bases 1 to 1218 code for a protein of 405 amino acids. NCBI's taxonomy places the organism in Eukaryota, Fungi, Ascomycota, Eurotiomycetes, Eurotiales, Aspergillaceae. The transcript has a single exon.
AUGGCACAAUCGGAGUUCUCUCCUCGUAUUUCUGUCCUGCUUAUGAUGGCCUUGGCCCUGGCUGUCAUGGGCAUAGUUCUUCCCCCAAACUUUCCGAUGCCCGAUAGCGUUGCCGCCGCGCCACCUUGUGGGGAGGUGGUUAUCCUGGCAGGGGAAGCAGCUGGCCCAGGAAAAAAACGGUGCAUUGGGGCUGGAUGUCCUGUCUUAUGCAGCCCACCAGUCAACGGUCCAGGAAACAACAAGAAGUCCGAUGGCAAGGAAUCCGGUGACAAGGAAUCCGAGGAGGCGCUGUCCGAGGACCAGGAGGCUGACAAGGACUCAAGUGACAAGGACUCAAGUGGCAAGGGCUCAAGUGAUGAGGACUCAGGUGACAAGGACACCAGUGACAAUGAAGUGAGCGAGAAGGAAUCAAGUGGCAAGCAACCUCAAGGCAAACAGUCGGGAGGCAAGAAGUCGAAGGGCAAGCAGUCCGAUGCUAAUGAAGAUGGUGAGCAAUCGAUUAGCAAGCGAUCCAACGCCAGGUUUGUCAGAAAUCGCAAGCAACGGAUUGCUCGGCAAGAUAAUCGCGGCCCCGCCAACAAUGAGCAAUCCGACGACAGCUCCAAUGGCGACCGAGUGACCGACGAGCCUGUCGACAGCAGCGAGGAACCAGAUGGCAGACAAUCCAAUCGUAAGCAGACCAAUCGCAAGGGCCCCAAUAGCAAGGGUUCCAACAGCAAAAACGCCGAUGGUGAAGAUUCCAAUGGCGAGGAUUUCAAGGACAACGAUUCCAAUACCAAGUCCAGUGCCAAGCAGUCGAACCGUAAACAUGCCAGCAACAAUGAUUCCGACGAUGAGAGUAUUAAUGAGGAGGGCUCAGAUAACACGUCCGAUAGCGUGCAGUCGGAUGGCAAGCAAUCGGGCGACGAGAAUUCCAAUGAGGAUGACUCUUCCAAUGACAAGAAGCCCAGUGGCAAUGACUUUGACGACCAGAAUUCAAACGAUGGAAGUUCCAAUGACGAGGAUUCUGAAAGCCAGCCCAAAGGCGAGCAAUCCGGUCGCAAGCAGUCAAACUGCAAACAAUCCGGUCGCAAGCAUGGCAAAGGCAAGCAACCCAAUGAUGAGAAAUCCGACGUCAAGCUCACGGGAGACGGCACUCAUUCAGAUGAGGAGACUUCGAGCGGGAACAAUGAGGAUGGAGAGGUUUCAGUCGACGCCUCUGAGUUGUCCUCGCACUGA